AUGCGUCUCAAGUCCAUUAAGAACAUUGAAAAGAUCACCAACACCAUGAAGAUUGUUGCCUCCACCAGAUUGAACAAGGCCCAGAGAGCCAUGCAGGCCUCUAGAGUUUUCCACGAGUCCGACAAGGAGUUCUUUGACAACGCUGAACCAGAGACUAACAAGGAGGACAAGACCUUGUUGAUUGUUGUCUCCUCUGACAAGGGUUUGUGUGGUUCCAUCCACUCCCAAAUCGCCAAGGCCGCUAGAAAGAGAGUCGAGGCUUUGAACGGUAACAUCGACAUUGUCACCAUUGGUGACAAGGUUAAGGCCCAGUUGUCCAGAACUCACGCCAACAACAUGGCUUUGGCUUUCUCCAACGUUGGUAAGGAGGAGCCAAACUUCCACGAGGUUUCCGCCAUUGUUGACGAGAUCUCCACCUUGGGCAAGUACGAGAACACUGAGAUCUUGUACAACAAGUUCGUUUCCGGUGUCUCUUUCGAGCCAUCCACCUUCUCCGUUUUCACCGCCGACGCUAUCGAAAAGGCUCCUGGCUUGAGCAAGUACGAGUUGGAAUCUGAAAACACUACUGAGGACUUGUCUGAAUUCUCUUUGGCUAACUCUCUUUUGACCGCUCAGGCUGAGGGUUACGCUUCCGAGAUUUCUGCUAGAAGAAACGCUAUGGACAAUGCCUCCAAGAACGCUGGUGACAUGAUUAACUCCUACUCUAUUUUGUACAACAGAACCAGACAGGCUGUUAUUACCAACGAAUUGGUGGAUAUCAUUACUGGUGCUUCUUCUUUGGACUAA
Candidozyma haemuli is the source of this 786-nucleotide messenger RNA. RefSeq names its product F1F0 ATP synthase subunit gamma (gene ATP3). The transcript has a single exon. Gene Ontology annotation, molecular function: proton-transporting ATP synthase activity, rotational mechanism. Lineage: Eukaryota; Fungi; Ascomycota; Pichiomycetes; Serinales; Metschnikowiaceae. Gene Ontology annotation, biological process: proton motive force-driven ATP synthesis. The record is from RefSeq and is a predicted model, not a curated record. Bases 1 to 786 code for a protein of 261 amino acids.